AUGACUAGACCACAAAAUAUCGGGAUCAAAGGUAUCGAAGUAUACAUUCCUGGCCAAGCCGUUAACCAGUCAGCCUUGGAAGAAUUCGAUAAGAUUCCUCAAGGUAAAUACACCAUUGGUUUAGGUCAAACCAAUAUGGCAUUUGUCAAUGAUAGAGAAGAUAUUUAUUCAUUUGCCUUAACUGCAUUACACAAUUUAAUUGAUCAUUAUGAUAUUGAUCCUUUAAAAGUUGGUCGUUUGGAAGUUGGUACUGAGACUCUUUUGGAUAAGUCCAAAUCGGUUAAAUCUGUUUUGAUGCAAUUAUUCCCUGGUAAUUCUGAUAUUGAAGGUGUUGAUACUGUUAAUGCUUGUUAUGGUGGUACAUCUGCUGUGUUAAACUCUAUUAAUUGGAUUGAAUCUUCUGCUUGGGAUGGUAGAGAUGCUAUUGUUGUUUGUGGUGAUAUUGCUAUCUAUUCUCAAGGUGCUGCUAGACCAACAGGUGGUGCUGGUUGUGUUGCUCUUUGGAUCGGCCCUGAUGCUCCUAUUGUUUUUGAUAAUGUUAGAGGUUCAUUUAUGGAACAUGCUUAUGAUUUCUAUAAACCUGAUUUCACCAGUGAAUACCCAGUUGUUGAUGGUCAUUUCUCCUUAAGUUGUUAUGUUAAGGCUUUGGAUAAUUGUUACCGUGCUUAUUCUAAAAAGGCUUUGGCUCUGGAAAGCGAUGAUGGUUCAGUUAAGACAGUGGGUGUUUUCGACCACUUUGAUUACAAUGCCUUCCACGUUCCAACUUGUAAAUUGGUUACUAAAUCUUAUGCUCGUUUGUUAUACAACGAUUAUUUGUCUAACCCUUCAAAAUUCACUGAUUUAAUUGAUGAUGAAACUAGACAAGCUCUUGAUAAAUUGACUUAUGAUCAAAGUUUGAUUGAUAGAGCUGUUGAAAAGGUCUUUUUGGGUUUAACUAAGGAAGAAGCAAAAACAAGAUUACAACCUUGUUUACAAGUCCCCACUAACACUGGUAAUAUGUACACCGCUUCUUGUUGGGCUUCAUUAUCUUCUACCUUGUAUUACGUUGGUUCUGAAAAAUUACAAAACAAACGUAUUGGUAUCUUCUCUUAUGGUUCUGGUUUAGCCCUGACAUUAUUAUCUGUUGUUGUUAAGGGUGAUAUUAGUGAAAUUAACAAAGUCUUGAACUUUGAACAUAAGUUAGGAGCUGGGAGAAAGAUUGAAACUCCUCAAGCUUAUGUUGAUGCUAUUGAAUUGAGAGAAAAGGCUCAUUUACAAAAGUCUUUUGAACCAAAGGGUUCUAUUGAAAACUUGGCUUCUUGUACCUAUUACUUGACUUCUGUUGAUGAUAAGUACAGAAGAGCUUACACUAGAAAGGAAUAA
Molecule: messenger RNA, 1362 nt
Organism: Lizanozyma spartinae
Lineage: Eukaryota; Fungi; Ascomycota; Pichiomycetes; Serinales; Debaryomycetaceae
Gene: ERG13
Product: hydroxymethylglutaryl-CoA synthase
Exons: 1
Coding region: 1-1362 (453 amino acids)
Biological process (GO): ergosterol biosynthetic process; acetyl-CoA metabolic process
Molecular function (GO): hydroxymethylglutaryl-CoA synthase activity
Source: RefSeq, a predicted model, not a curated record